CGUCUUAGACGCUGAUGAGCAAAUGGGCAAAGAAAUUCUGUUGCUCUGGGUUAAUUUCGAAACUCACUGCAGGAGCUUGAAGCUUGUUUGAGAGCUCCAACCAACUCGUGUAGAUACGCCCGGAAGAGAUGGCCGGAGGAUCUAGUCUGCGCCUCCCCCUUAUGACCCUUGUAGCAUUUGUCUGCUGCACUGUGGUGAUCUCUGGUGAUGAUUGCGAAUCUUACAUGGAUUAUAAGGGUUACCACCCAGAAGAGAAAUGUUAUGCAUUUUCGUUUUGCUGUGGGGACUGUGACAGUCGUUACUGCUGCUCUAACCCUUUCAUGUCAUUUCCUGAAGAACAACAAAGACUCUGCUUUGUUAAAGGAAGUAUGGGGACAUUUAUUGCUGUAGGAGUCACUAUAUUCGUACUGUUCGUCGUUGGUAUUAUCAUUUGCUUCACCUGCUCCUGCUGUUGCCUCUACAAGGCAUGUCGAGGAUCGCCUCAACCACGACCCAUAGUGGCUGCUUCCACUACAACAGUCCAGGUUCAGUACCCUCAGCAGCCUGUAGCACCACAGGCCUAUCAGGUGGGACCAUAUCACGGUUACCAGCCGGUACCUGCCCAUGCAACACCAGUGCAUCCUGGAGUGCCCACACCACAGUACCCAGCACAGUACCCUGGAGGCUAUCCUCAACAAAUGCCAGGUCCUCCACCACCACCCUACCAGGAGGCUGUUUUAAAUACCUCUGGAUUGCCAUACCCAACUGCACCUAAUAACCCAAAUGCAGCUGUUCCACCUCCAUACAAUCCUGCCUACAUGGAGCCGCAAAAAUCUGCCUACUGAAACCACCUUUAGUUACUUCAUUCGGAACCUCUCAUUUUUGUUGAGCAUGUUCACUGCCUGCCUUUUUUAAAAUACUUGGAAAAAAAUAUUUUACAGAUGUUUGUUCUCGAAUGUUGUGAUCUGUUUUACAUCACUAAAACAUGAAAGUGGCCUUGGAAACAAAACUGGAAAAUGUCUUUCAAAGGAAAUGAAGACUUUCUACUGGAAUAACUUUGUGUUCCUAUGGAAAGACUUGCUCUGACCUCUGCAGUCGUCAAAAUUGUUUAAGUGGAAAUACUGUGGUCUCAAGGGAGCAUACAUCUCAGUUGUCAGCAUUUAGUGGUGCAAUACUGUUCGGGGGUGGAGGCACUUAUCUGGGGAUGGGCGUAAAUCUGUAUUUUUUAGUAAUUUCCAACAAGUUUUCAUAAGUGUUAUACCUUUUUUCUUUUGUGUAACAUUUUUGUUAGUUUGAGCUAAUCCAGUUGUAAAGCAAAUACAUAAACUAAAGAAAAUGUUCUGUGUUGUGCUGUGAAGCAUAAAUCAGCUUUAAAUUUACUCAAGAAAAUACAGAAAUGCAGGGUUCUGA
Molecule: messenger RNA, 1389 nt
Organism: Protopterus annectens (West African lungfish)
Lineage: Eukaryota; Metazoa; Chordata; Ceratodontiformes; Protopteridae
Gene: SHISA5
Product: shisa family member 5
Exons: 5
Coding region: 129-824 (231 amino acids)
Source: RefSeq, a predicted model, not a curated record